Messenger RNA from Aphis gossypii (cotton aphid), 1032 nucleotides. Its product is annotated as zinc finger CCHC domain-containing protein 9-like. Bases 186 to 974 code for a protein of 262 amino acids. The transcript is spliced from 3 exons. Gene Ontology annotation, molecular function: zinc ion binding; nucleic acid binding. The record is from RefSeq and is a predicted model, not a curated record. NCBI's taxonomy places the organism in Eukaryota, Metazoa, Arthropoda, Insecta, Hemiptera, Aphididae.
UAUCUUUAAUCGUUUGAGGGCACGUGAAAUUCUUUUUUGCCACAUUCUGUACGUUUAAAUGUUUAAUAUUUAGUUGACAAUUGUAGCAACAGUGGGCUAUUAUUUAUUAACUUAUAUUUGUGAUUUAUGUUUACAUACACACACAUAUAUAAUAUAUAUAAGAUAUAUUUUGCGGAAUCAGAAACAUGACAAGAUUUGCCAGGGCUCGAGGGUCUAAAUCAUCUAACCAAAAAAUACCGGAGGAAGCAACACCAUGGUUGGAAAUGAAAGAAAAGCCUCAACAAACUGAAGACGACGAAUCAACAACAAACGCAUUAGAGGUAUCGGAAGAGAGUCGCAGUAGCAAGCACAACUCAUAUUCAAACGUAGAAAAAUUUGAUGGGUUUAGUGUAUUGAAAGAGGACGCAGUGAAACUACGAGUGGAAAAAUUCAAGUUAAUUAAACAGGGUGUGCCCAGACAUCAACUGAAGGCACAAUUGAUGCCCAUGCGUCGACGCGCUGAAAAGAAACUCUCCAGGCUCAGACAAAAAGCAUGUUUUCAUUGCCGACAACCGGGUCAUAUGCUGAAUCAAUGCCCAGAGUUGGGUACCAACACCGCUCUUGGGGUGUGCUUUAAAUGUGGAUCAACAGAACAUAAAUUACAUGAAUGUCGUAAUGCAGGAAACAGUAAUGAACUUGAAUUUGCCAAAUGUUUUAUUUGCAAAGAAGAAGGACAUCUUUCACGUCAGUGUCCCGAUAAUCCGAUGGGAUUAUAUCCAAAUGGAGGAGCUUGCCGAUCUUGUGGAGAUGUUACCCAUUUUGCCAAAGAUUGUCCAGAUAAACAAAAGAGAAAAAGAGAAGAAGAUUUACCUACAGUUGGAAUAAUGGAUAAUCGAGCAAUUGAAGAUUUAGACGAUGAAAGAACAAGAGCUAGAAAAAAUAAGACAUGGGAUUUAAGAACAUUUAAAAAAAAGAAAUUAGUCAUAAUGAAAUAAAAUAUUGAAUUUUUAAACUAUUUUUCUAUUAAUAAAAUAUGUUUAAAAAUAAAUUAAA